Molecule: messenger RNA, 1401 nt
Organism: Pseudozyma flocculosa PF-1
Lineage: Eukaryota; Fungi; Basidiomycota; Ustilaginomycetes; Ustilaginales; Ustilaginaceae
Exons: 5
Coding region: 1-1401 (466 amino acids)
Source: RefSeq, a predicted model, not a curated record
AUGACAGCCACGCAGGACCAGCUCAACGUCGACUUUGUGCGAUCCCACUUCCCCGCCAUCGUCAACAACCCCGAGUACAUCUUCUCUGAGAAUGCCGGAGGGUCGCAGGUGCUCGCGUCCGUCGUGUCGCGCCUCUCGUCGUACCUGCUCGAGAGCAACGUGCAGAUGGCCGCCUACCCGCUCGCACACACCGCCGCCGCCAAGGUCGAGCGCGGCACGUACGCCGCUGCUUUCCUCGUCGGCGCCGACUCGAAGGACGAGGUGCUCCUCGGUCAGAGCGCCACGCAGAUCGCCGAAAACAUGGCUCGAAUGAUUGAGAGGACCCUCGAGAAGCGCCGCGAGGGCGAGCCUGGAGAGACGUGGAAUGAGGGCGACGAGAUCAUCGUCUCCCAGUCGGACCACGAGACCAACAUCGGCGCCUGGGCUCGUCUGGCAGCCCGCAACAAGCUGACGCUCAAGGUGUGGCCCGUGACGCCGCUGCCCUCCUCGCAGGGCGGUUCCGAUUCGAACCCAUACGCCGUCGGCCUGGACCCGGCGGUCCUCUCGACGCUCCUCACGCCGCGCACCCGCCUGGUGGCCUUCACCGGCUGUUCCAAUGUGCUGGGCACUUUUACGCCGAUCCGCGAGAUUACGUCGCUCGUCGCGUCCAAGACCGGGGGCAAGGCGCUGGUGGCCGUCGACUGCGUGGCCUUUGCGCCGCACAGGCCCAUGCGUCCCAAGGAGUGGGGCGUCGACAUGGCCAUCUUCAGCCUGUACAAGACCUACGGCCCGCACAUUGGCAUCGGCUACGUGGCGCCGCGCGCCCGCGACCAGUGGUUUGGCAAGCUCAACCACUUUUUCCUCCACGACGCCCAGGGCGCCGGCACGUACCCCUACACGCCGUCGUCGCAGCAGUACGAGCUCAUCUACUCGAUCACGGCCGUCGCGGACUACCUCGUCUCGCUCGCCGACGCCAACAAGAGGGAAGAGGACUGGACCCAGGUCUACACGUCGCCGCAGCACCGGCAGCUCCUCGACGCGGCGUUUGCAAAGAUCGCACGCCACGAGGAGGAGCUGCAGCGCAUCCUCGUCGACUUCCUCGUGUCGCAGCACCCGAGGGGCGUGCGCAUCGUCGGCUCCGAGAGCCACCGCGCCGAGAUCCGCGCACCCACCGUCGCCUUUGUCGUCGUCGACAAAGAGGGAAAGCCGCAGCCGCUGAGCAAACGGGUCCACCAGGCCCUCGUCGAGGACAACAAGCUCGGAGCGCAGCAGGGGCACAUGUACGCCUACCGCCUCGUCGAGAAGCUCGGCCUCGACAUUCAGGACGGCGUCGUCCGCGUCAGCUUCGUCCACUACAACACGACCGGCGAGGUCGAGCAGUUCUGCGCCGCCCUCGGCAAGGUCCUCGACCGUCUGGUCUAA